Messenger RNA from Haliaeetus leucocephalus (bald eagle), 594 nucleotides. It is a transcript of the gene RHEX, whose product is annotated as chromosome unknown open reading frame, human C1orf186. The transcript is spliced from 6 exons. Gene Ontology annotation, cellular component: plasma membrane. Lineage: Eukaryota; Metazoa; Chordata; Aves; Accipitriformes; Accipitridae. The coding region runs from base 1 to 594 and encodes 197 amino acids. The record is from RefSeq and is a predicted model, not a curated record.
AUGCAGCUUCUGGGGGUGAACCCCAACGGCGCCUGGCAGCUGGGGACCUCCAGCGCUUCGCUGGGCGUCACGCCGACCGCCGAGACGCCGCGUGGGGAGGAUGAGCGCUUGUGGGUGCUUGCUGUCAUCUCAGCUGUCACCUUGAUCCUAUACGCUCUCCUCUUGCUGACACUUUACAUCAUGCUCAGCAGGAAAAUAGCCAGCCAUUCCUGCAGCAAGCAGGCGAGCAGCAGCCCUGCAGCGCAGCCCCGGCAGCCUCCGACCUCUUCAGCAGGAGGGGAAGGGGUACAAAGACCGACCUACAUGGGGAGCAGCGACACGUCUUCAGAGACCUCGGAUGACUCGGACAGCAGCCCUUCCAGCCCGCAGGUACGGCCGUGGCAGAGAGCCUUUGCCAAGAAAGAAAAGCUCAAUUACACCUCCCUGGUUUUCCCGGGGAAAGGCUGCGGGCCAGGCUCCACCAGCGACUACGAGAACAUGAAGACCGGGGCGGACUACGUCAACGUGGACCCAAAGAAGAGAAAAGCAGAUUUCUGGACCUGCUCCAGCCCCGUGGCAUCCAAGUCCACCGAGUACACCGAGGUGAAGCUGUGA